Molecule: messenger RNA, 1256 nt
Organism: Oryzias melastigma (Indian medaka)
Lineage: Eukaryota; Metazoa; Chordata; Actinopteri; Beloniformes; Adrianichthyidae
Exons: 4
Coding region: 134-1036 (300 amino acids)
Source: RefSeq, a predicted model, not a curated record
AGGAUUAAUGGCUGACACCUUUGUGUAGCUGACUUCAAACGUUCUGAUUGGCUGCUUCAGUUCUGUUGAACAUUUAAAAGGGUUUCCUCACAGCUUCUGCAUUAGUGGUAGUAAGGGUUCUCUUCCAACAAAAAUGAUUGGUGUGGCUGCUUCAAGGGUGUGGAUCCUUGUCAUUUUGACUUCUGCAAGUAAUGGCUUCCUUGCACAAAAAGCUUUGGAUCCUCGCAGGGUUUAUGGUUCAAGCCCUCCCUCUGGUUCCAGCCAGGAAACUGCUGCUAGUGGAUUUGCACGUGCAGAGUCUGCUUCCUCAGCUGCCUCAAAUCCAUCUUUCCAAUCUGCUCCACGUGAACCCCUUAAAUAUGUCCAACCCAAUGCUCGCAUGGGACCAGUUCCUGUUCGUUACAGACCCAGUAACCCUGCUGCACCUUUACAACUAGGAUCUGAAGCCGGUUCUCCAAAAGUAUCAAGUUUUCAAAAUCCCCCAUCCCAAGUUCGUUGGGUGGUCAAUCCCCCUAGGAGAACUUCUGGUGAAACUCCCUCUUCCAGUAGUCAAAGCCUGACCUCAGAACUUCAACCAGCUGGUGUCAGUCACAAGGAUCCACAGAGUCCCAUGCUAACAGUCCAGCCAGGUGAACUGUCCUACAUGGAAAACGUGUACAACCAUGGAAACUACGACUUGGAAACAGAAGAGCGUCUCCCACCUUCCAGAUACUUUCCUGUGCGACUUCUACGCAGAAUACCCAUGAGCAGCUUCCUGCCGUUUGGUCCCUAUGUCGAUGGCUUUUGGUUUGGCCAUCCUCUUGUCGACCACCUGUUACUCAACAGGCGCCGUCCUCCAGGCACGUACACGUUCUCCAGCAGCGGUCUUGAGCAUGGGAAGAAGCACUGGCAUGACACCCACUCUGUCGGAGACGUUCCAGCAAGCAUCCAACAAUCUCAACCCUUCCCACAGUCUGAAGGCAUAAAGCAGUCUGCCCCUCGAGCCCACCGGGUUGGGAAGGCUGGUUAUGGUCUCAGUGGAGAAGUAGCUGGGUAGGACCAGGCCUAUAGUUCGUUAGCAAGGGUUCCUGCUUAAGGCCGGGGUGUCUGUCUGAGCUUACCCAGCAGGUGGAUGGAGCAGGAUGUUCUCCUGACAGCAAGAGGCUUUGAAAGUUGUAUUUUGAUGGCUUUAACUUCAGGGUUUGACUCUUCAACUGGCAAAGUGUUGUGAGCCUUGUUUGGACUCUAAUAAAGAUCUCCACUCUUCUUAAACACUG